ACAGUUACCCGCUAUCCAAACGCAGCGUUGACUCGCCGAGCUUGAUAACACAUGACAGUCUCCAGCUGUCUAGGCAGAGCAAGAGGACCACACUCAUAUACGCUCAAGUGAAUCUGGGACGACCACAAUCGGCAGCUGUCCAAGCUUCAAGGUGCAGGAAGGCCUGCCUUCCGGGGUGAGCUGUAGCCAUGGUGAAAAUUAAUAAGUCUGCCUUGCCACGCCAUGAGGUCACACUGUCACCAGCUGUGUCGGAGUUUGCGAAAGCCACCGCUUCGAUACCACUAUACCAAUUACCAAAACACCUAGCCUCUUUCCCACGCGGCUGGCCCUUCCCCAGAGGCGACCUCUACCACUGGAUACCAGCACUAAAUCGUUUCGAUCAAAUACUCGAAGUUUUCAAUAGUGAGUAUGGCCUCACAAGAGGCCCUCAAACCGAGUGCUUCGGACGACGUCUGCUAUUGAAAGGCGAAGGAGCAGAGUACAGUCCAUCAGCCUCGUUACCAGACAAGGACACUCUCGAUGAGAAUGGAUUUUCUGAAGAUGGCGACCAUGAACUUAUCGAAAGUGUGCUGGUCUUUACCAGAUUGCUUCUUGACAAUUGUGGAAACCGUAAUCUUUACGCAAGUAGCAUCCACCUCAAUUACCUGCUCAACACAACCUCACUUUCACUGCUGAAAGUCACGCUUCAUCUAUCUUUACGACUUGCGCAGCGCUACUAUGCGUCCAGGCAAAGAAUGCCGUCGACAUCAUCGCAUGCCAUCUUACUUUCGAGUCACUACGCCAUAAGUCUGGACAAUAUGCAUAGAUUAGCUUCGGCAUUUGCCAAGCCUACGGGCUCUAUUCCUUCUGCUAGCAAAGGCAAAGAGAAGCCGGCCAACAAAUCCGACGAUGAUACACGCCCGAAAUGGGCUACUGGUGAUCUAGUUGGCCUUACAACAGAGGAGGAGGGCGACAAACGCGCAACUGUUCGACUCACAUUUUACGACACCAACACGAGACCUUCGCAUGCAGAAGAGGUUAUUCCUGAAUUCUUGCAAACCCCUGUGACACCGACACCGGCACGACGAAGCUCGAACCUGAGUCAGCAGCAAUAUCCGCCUGCGAGCCCUGAAACAGACAUUACAACCAAGCUAGAUUCAGACCGCUCGACAGGGCCAAAGGUUCUCGAGAUUUCAGCCGCUAAGCUUCAAUCUGCAUCGAUUCAUGAUCUCGUGAAAGAGUCGGUCAAAGAUAUUCCUGAGGACUACCAGUACGAAACACUGCAUCGCAUACGCGUCGCAUCUGCUAUGUCAUCAACUAGAUCUGCGCGGGAAGAUAUUGUUGCUGUCCGCCUACUCGCCAUAGCUAAUCUUGCCUACGUAUUCUCCGAAAACAUAUUUCAUUCUAAGAUCUCACAACCUGACUAUGAUGAGCCACGUCGGUUUCAGCUACCAUAUCAAUUAGCCGAACUAGUCCAACCUCAACGCAACUCAAGGAUGCAAGUCUCGACAGCAUUGCAAUCUUGUGCUAUCAUAACAUUGGAAUCUUUGACAAAACACAAGAAUCGGUCUGGUGACGUGGUUGCCGCUCUGAGCGUCAAUGUAAACCAUGGAGUCUUGUUUUAUGUGGUGCGGAAGGUUGUGACAGAACUCGCGAAUGACGACACAUCGGAUGAAGCGCAGGAAGAAUAUCGGGAUUCGAUAUUUGACCUCCUGAAUAGCUUGCCAAUGUGUCAGCCGCGAACUGGCGAAACCUUAAUCUCAGCUGGUUUGUUGGAAGUUCUGGUCGAAAUACUAAACUUCCGCACAAGAAAGGCCGAGUGGAACUAUCCAAGGGUUCUGGGAUUUCUUGAUUCAUUCUUGUUUAGUAUCAGGGAUGCGUUCCAAUCAUUUGUCAAUGCAAAGGGCUUGGAUAGCAUUGCUGACCUUACUUCUUUCCAAGUUGACUCCGCUUAUUCCAACGUCAAAGAGGGCAAAACUAUGCCUUCCAAGUAUAAGACACAGCUUACGGACUACGAAAUUCAGUGGCAUCAGCAGCAGAAUCUCCGCUGGCUUGUAAAGUUAACAAAUCGUAUGUUGACUCAUGCAAAUGCCAAUUUCGAACGACUCCUUCGAAACCUUAUGGACUCACCGCAACUGCUUCGAGCUCUGCGCACAGUACUUGAGAACGCCAAGAUCUUUGGUUCAACAGUAUGGAGUACUGCUGUCGCCAUCCUGACGAACUUCCUCCAUAACGAGCCGACAAGUUAUGCCGUCGUUGCCGAGGCAGGAUUGUGUCACGCGUUCUUAGAAGCAGUCAUCUCAAGAUCUCUACCCCAAGCCAGCUUUUCUGAAAUGACCUCUUCCUCUGAUCCGGCGCCCAACGAAGAGGGAGCUUCAUCGACCCGUGUGCAGAUUGUAAUGCCAGAUGCCGGUCUAUUAAAUCGAAUCAACCAUCCAGCCAGCGAACCAUUGGCUCCUGGCAUCCUUCCAUCUGCAGACGCCAUGUCCCAAAUCCCUCCCGGGUUUGGAGCGAUUUGCCUGAACGAGGCAGGUAUGAAGCUGUUCAAACACUCUCGCGCAAUGGAAAGUUUCUUUGAGGUGUUUGAGAGCCCGGUGCAUGUAAAGGCCAUGGAACAAGAGCAAGAUAUGGCAGGGACCCUUGGCUCGUCGUUCGACGAAUUGGUGCGACAUCACCCCAAUUUGAAGUCGGAAAUCGUGGGUGCCAUUUCAGUAAUGAUUGGGCGUGUUGGCAAGCUCUGCUUCGCAAGGGCGUCUGAAUUAGGCGCAGGUGCUAAGCUAUGGCUUGAAGAUGAUAUCGGGCGGCUUCACGUUGCUGGAGGGCGGGAAGCACUACAAGGCGAUAGUCAGCUGCACAAUAAGGGCCAACCGCAAGCAGCUCCUACCUCAGGCUCUGUCGAUGAUGAUCUUGAUAUGCAUGAUGCAGAGCCUCUCGAUGGUCAAUCAACGACAGGAAGCGCCGCUAUCGAUCAAGUCCUUGAAUGUGAAGAUGCAAAAGAUACACCUUCCACCACUCAGUACAUAGGUGCAGUCUGCAGGUUUCUUACCGGAUUCUUUUCCAAUUCGAACUCGAUCUUCGCAUUCGCAGAAGGGGAUGGUAUCGAAUUGCUUAUAGAUUUUGCAAUUAUGCCAUCGUUGCCUUAUAAUGUCUCAGACGACGCAUGGGCAAAUUCAUUAGAGGAUCUCUGUCGUGUGCUUCAGCCCUUAAUCGAGCAGAAGCCGCACUUGGUACUACCCCAGCUCAUCAGCAGAGCUCAGCGUGCAGUCGACGUCCUGAAGCCUCUGAUAGAUCAUGCUGAAGAUACGGCAUUUUUCAGUCCCUUCACCACCAGCAAAAUAAGCAUUCCGCGGACUGAGAUUGGGCAUCUUGACAGAACUGUAGAUGGGACAAAAUACGUAAAAGCUCUUGUCUCUGUACAAACACUGUGUGCGAUAAUGAGCUAUGCGUUCCAGAAUCAGUUCUUCAGUCAGAGGUCCAACCACAACAUCUUCAGUCAAGUCAACCUUGCGGAUCUAUAUUCUAGGCUCAUUUACAGUCUCGGCAGACUGCAUCGUAGUUGCGUUUGGGAGGAAGUUCUACUCCAAAGGAACAUGCCUCGGGAAUGGGAAAGUUCCACGCGAGUGAAGGGCAGUGGCAUGAACUCGGAAGAGCUCGACAGCUUGCUUGACAUGGGACGAUUGCCACCGGCAGAUCUCGCGUCACCAGCCACUACCAACAGAGACCCUGUUGCUCGCGCUACGGGUAACGAACAGGAGUCAGCUGUGUCCAGCGUUGUCAAGGAAUCAGCAACGGCUAGAUUCAAGAACACCCGCACACUCCGCUUUCUUCUUUGUCGCGUGCCUACGGCCAUAACUCCCUUUCUGCAGUCUCUCGGUAAGUUGCUUCUAUUCCGUCGUAGCAGUAAGGAUUACCAUAAGCAAUGUGCCUAUGUCGUUGCCGAUCAGAUCGCCAAAGCUACCAUUGACCAACUAUUGUUCGCGCCUCCAAAAAACUCAAUCUCUGCGAAGGAUCGCUAUCCCUACUGGAUUACGAUUCUGACAUCAAUAUCCCGAGUCAUGUUGGAUGACUCCAUGGAACGAGGAUUUCCGCAGACGAUAACUUUGAUACUGGUUUGCUUCAAAAACCAAGGUGGCUUCGAGGCUCUCCAACAUAUCCUCGAGUCAUUCAUCAAUGAAGCAAGUACGAUAGUGACGCGACCACUUCCUGACGGUUCUAGCUUGUCAAGUGAAGAACAAGGUCUAUUGGACCUAUCCUUUGGUGGGAUUCGAAUCAUACUUAACUUCUACGCGCAAAUAAUCAAUUCGAAGAUUGUUGGCGAAGCGGUGCAGACUGCCGCUCUCGCCCAACCUGACCGAGAGAAGACUCAGGACUAUUUUUCGAUCGGACAAUUUAUUGUUGAGCUCCGGUUAACUGUCAUGCGUCCCGUAAUGCAACUUUGGAAGGCUGAACUGAUGGAAAAGUGCACAAUACCUAUCGUCAAGAGCCUCGUUGAUACAUUGAAGAUCGUAUUGGAAGCCGAGGGGGAAAGUAACGCCUUCAAACGUUCAGACAGCCCACUUCCCCGAGCCAAUCCGACCCUUCGACCUUGGAAGAUGCGUAGUGAUGACGGCAUGAAGAAAUUGACUGAUCUCCCAAAUGUUGACGAGUCCCUUGCCCGAGAGGCUCUCUAUCGGUGCAACGAUAAUGUGGCAGCGGCAAUAGAGUAUUGCAAAGCUUUCCUAAGGAGUUCUCGACCAACGAGGAACGAUAUCCCUCGAUAUGAGAACAAAAUGACACAAGCAACUCAGAGGAGUGCGGGUAUCCCAGCAGCUACUAAUUUUACUACCAUGCAAGUGCCCGAAAGCACAGCGAUAGGGCCGUCGGAGAUGGAUCAAUCUAUAAUCAUGGAAGAUGUUGCAGCGCUGGCGCCUGGCGAAGCCGAAGCCUCCCACGCACGUACGGACAAUGCUGGUGGAAGCAGCUCCUCAAGCUAUUCCGGCCCAUCCUACUUCGAGAAAUUCACUGUAGUCGAAGCUCGCUCCAAGAUGAUAACAAUCGACGAUCUUAAUGAUCAACGCAAUGAGCUUCGAUCAAUACUGAUUGAUCGUUCCCUGGAAGUACUCAAUGCCCACGAGGCCAUCACGUUCGAUCUGUCUGAUUUGAUUAGCGCGGCGGUCACGAAGGCACAAGAUCCUGUAUCUUUACGCCGUGAGAUUGGACAGACUCUUGUCCAGUCUCUAAUAUCUUUCCAAGUCGACGAUGACCUGCGGCCUAACGCAAAGCAAAUCGCGGCCUCUGCUCAUCUUCUUGGACUUACGUUGCAAGACAAGCCUUUCUACGAUGCGACUCUGGAACAAUUACAGGAUAAUUUCGAAGCACUGCUAAGCUUUGUCAAGAUUUUUCCUAGCCAAGGGAAAGAAGACUCUUCUCCUUGGAUAGGACCUGUCCUUCUGGUGUUAGAGAUGCUCCUCUCCGAUGAUGCACGGCCACCGCAGAUUCAAUGGACACCGCCAAGCGGCGAAGAGUCAUCUUUUGACAUAUCAACUGUCGCAGCACCCACAGUCAUUGUUCGGAAAGACCAGAAGAUUGCUCUGUUUAAGGCAAUCACUGAACUAUUACCGUACGUUGGGAAAGACGAAGUGUUGGCCCUUGCUAUUUCGCGCAUUCUUGUCAUUCUAACUCGCCAGCGUGAGAUUGCCACUCUUCUCAGUCAAAAGAAGAAUAUCCAGCGCCUGUUCCUAAUGGUCAGACAACUCUCUGGCAUCACAAAUGAAAAGCUUCAGAGUGCUUUUCUAGUUAUACUGCGCCACAUGGUAGAGGACGAUGAAACUAUUCGACAAAUCAUGAGAAGCGAGAUUCAAAGUCUAUUUGAGACCCGAGAAGGUCGUCAGAAAGAUACAACAGGCUACACAAGGCAUCUAUAUCACCUGGCCAUUAGGAACCCUGACAUCUUUGUUGAAGUUACAAACGAAAAGCUUAUGCUUCCACGCUGGGAGCCAAGCCAAAGGCCUCAAAGUCUUGCCCUCAAGCCUGCUCAAAAAUCAAAUACCGAACCGAGUACCAAACAUGGCGUGGAAGCCGUAUCCACAACAGUCGCUAUCGAGAACGAGAGGAGCUCAAUUACCGAAGGCAAAAAGCCAGAGAAGCAAGAGAGGACGAAAACGCAAGAGCUUCGCUGCCCUGUGGUGGAGACUCCUGAUGGGGUGAUACACUACCUACUGUGCGAAUUACUUGCAUACAAAGACGUAGAAGACAAGCCAACUGCAACUACCUCUAAUAAUUCGGCCGAAAGUUCUACAGCCGCAGUUAUCGGCAGGAGCAGCAAUGAAGGGGACUCCCAGAACUCUACACCGAGCCUUAUGGAAGCGAAGAAACCUGAAAAGCAAGACUUCAAGGCUGAACAACAUCCUUUCUUCAUAUACCGAUGCUUUAUUCUCCAAUGCUUGACGGAGCUCUUAUCAUCAUACAAUCGUGCAAAGGUCGAGUUCAUCAAUUUUUCCAGAAAGGCAGACCCCCACGCGAGCACACCCUCGAAGCCGCGGUCUGGGAUUUUGAACUACCUGUUGAACAGCCUUGUCCCAGUCGCUUCUUUGAGUCAUGCAGAGGAUACCGCAAAUCGUAAACAAGCAGCAACAUCGAACUGGGCUAUGUUGGCUAUAGUAGGUCUUUGUGCCAAGACUGAGGAGAAAUACGCAAGCAUGACGGAUGGAGUCAAUGACGCAGAUGAAGAUAUGGAACUCCUCUACGUACGGCGAUUCGUACUAGAACAUGCACUGAAAUCGUUCAGAGAUGCGACGGCUUCGCUAGAACCUCUCGACUCCAAAUAUGCUCGACUGAUGGUGCUCGCCGAGCUAUUCAACCGUAUGAUCAAUGGUAAAUUGAUCACGGAUCCCAACAAUCCGGCACACGUCAACAGCCGUCAAAUGUCUUCUCAAAAGCAGCUGUCCAAAAUCAUGUAUGAGAAGAAUUUUGUCGUCUCACUUACGGGCGCCAUCGCGGAAAUCGACCUCAAUUACCCUAACGCAGAAAGGGCAGUCAGACAUAUUUUGAAAACCCUGAGAACGCUCACAUCUACUGGUGUGGAGGUCAGUACGGCUCCAGCAUCAAUGACAAACGUAGUAGAAUUUGAGGACGAUGACAUUGCGAGCACUUCGUCCUCAUUGUCGGAUGUCGAUGGACGCGAGGCAACUCCGGACCUGUUUAGGAACUCGACUUUGGGUCUGCUAGAUCCGACUCGUCAGGAUGAAUAUGAGUCAGAAUCUGAGGACGGUGAAGAAGAUGAGGACGACGAAAUGGACGAUGGUUACUAUGAGGAUGAGAUGGAAUUUGAAGAUGAUAAUCCACAUGGAAAUGAAGAUGCCAUCAGCGACGACGAAGACGAAAUUGAUGGAGUAGGGCCGAUUGAGGGACUUUCUGGAGACGUUGCUGAAGUCGAACUUACAAUUGACGAUGGCGAUUCGGAUAUGGACGAUGAUGAAGAUGAAGAUGACGACGAUAGUGGCGACGACGAAGAAGAAGAAGAAGAUGAUGAUGAUGAAGACAUGGACGAUAUCAUGAAUCACGUGGAAAUCAUAGCGGAAGAGGAUGAUGGAUCGAGUGGGGAAUCUGGUGAGGAAGACGGAUGGGAGAAUGAAGACAAUGGAGAGGAUUAUCCUGGCCAGGAUGACAUGGAAGAUGACGCACAUGUUGUCCUUCCACCGCUAGACAACCUCAUGAAUCUCAAUGAUACUGCGGAUGGCCUUGUGCAAACAUUCCGCGAAAGAGGGAACCAAGCCACGUACGUUAUAGAGGACGAAAUGGUCGAAGAAGACGAUGAGGUAGACGACGUGGACGAAGAGGACGCAGAAGCAGAAGUGGACUAUGAGGAAGGCGAUGACUUCUUGUAUGGCGAUCACUAUGAUGAUGACGAGGAGGAGGAAGGUGGCGCAUGGCGAUGGGACGAUCCACCACCACCAAUGCGCGCUCAUCACCUCCACGGGCAUCAUCACCACGGACAUACUCACGCACAUCGCUUACACCCAUGGAUGGGGUCUGACAGAGGUCUUCUUGCUUACCGAUCUCACCGUCCCGGUACUAACAGAAAUCCGGAUGAUGGGACCAACCCUCUCUUGCAACGCUCCGGUCGGACACCUGCUGCCCCACAAGUCGGAGCUAUCCGACACAUGGCCAUGCAGGACUUUUUCCACAGCAUAGAUCCUCUCCAAUCCGGUCGAUUCAUGGCAGGGGACGGUCCAGUCUCUUUCAUAAGUAACCUGAUCAACGCAAUCGGCAGUGGUGGCCCAACAGUGACAACUCACAAUGGCAAUAUCCACCUCUCUUUUGGAACCCGCGUGGAUCAACUACCUCCUCUUCCCGGCACCUAUGAAAGCUCUUUGAGACGUGACCUCCGUAGAGCUCACGAUGUCUCUGGCUCGCGCGGUUCACGCGAAAGUCCCAACGAUGCAGUAGCUUUCGUGGCUACUGACACAAAGACACGAUGGGUAGACGAGGCACGCAUCCUCUAUGGUGCAACCGCUGCGGAUGUAAGCCAGCGUUUGAUCAAUUCCAUCCUCAGACUGCUAGUUCCGCCAGCAAUGGAGGCUGCCAAGCAAAAGGCGAAAGAGCUUGCUGAGAGACAGGCACGGAAGGCAAAAGAAGAUGCUGAGGCCAGAGAGAAAGCAGAGAAGGAACGUGCUGAACGGGAGGCUAAAGAGCAAAAGGAACGUGAGGAGAAAGAAGCAGCUGAAGCAGAAGCUCGCGCACGCGAACAAGCCGAAGUUGGGCAAGAUCUCGCGAACGAAAACGAAGUAUCUAACGCUAUGGAAGGUGUCGAGGUGGCUGAGGAGGCUGACGAUGCUGACAUUGCCAACGAAGUACAGGGCGCUGAGUCCGAGUCUCAGGCCCGAGUUACAACGACCAUCCGAGGGCGAGAAAUUGAUAUCACGAAUCUUGGCAUCGACAUGGAAUACUUAGAGGCGUUACCAGACGAGUUACGAGAGGAAGUGCUCAUGCAGCGUGUCGCUGAGCAGCGAUCAGAAGCUGUAGCUGCUGGCGAAGCUCCAACAGACAUAAGUCCAGAGUUUCUCGAGGCGCUGCCCGCCGAUAUCCGCGAAGAAAUCCUCCAGCAAGAAGCUCAAGAUCGACGUCGCCGUGAGCGUGAAGAGGCACGUCGACGUGGGAACGCUGGUGGAGCAGCCCCUCCACCUCGCGCGGAAGAAAUGGACCCAGCCAGUUUUCUGGCUUCCCUUGAUCCUGGCUUACGGCAAGCCGUGCUCAUGGAUCAGGACGAAGAAAUGUUAGGGCACCUACCUGCUCAUAUCGCAGCGGAAGCUAGGGCCCUGGGUGGAGAUCGACAUUUGAACCAGUUCAACGGCGUACACCGUGCGGAGAGACCCCGAAUACUUAAUCUCUCUAUCGGCGAAGAAAGCCAGAAGAAAGCAAAACCUCGACCAGCAGCUCAAAUGUUAGACAAGGCAGGUAUUGCGACCCUGCUCCGUCUCAUGUUUAUUCCACAGGAGAAACGCUAUCUGAACGAGACCUUGAAAAACGUUUGUCAAAACCGCCAGAAUCGAGCCGAAGUAAUUAGUAUUUUACUGUCAAUUCUACAAGAUGGGAGUGCCGAUGUCAACGCAGUGGAACGAAGCUUUGCUCAAUUGACAAUACGCGCGAAACAACCGACACUUCAAAAAACACCUCAGCCUAAGCGGUCUAUAUCUGGAUACACUUCUUCGCAUUCCGAGUUGUCGCCCCUGAUGGUGGUGCAACAAUGUUUGACUACCUUAUCAUUCCUGGCUGAGAAGGAUAGUCACAUCCCUUCGUUCUUCCUAUCGGAGCACGAAACAACAGCUGCUUCGCUGAAAACCAAAACACCCCGGAAAGGGAAGAAUAAAGAAAACAAAGUCAGCCGUUUUCCAUUGAACGCCCUUCUUAGUUUGCUGGAUCGUAAAGUUAUCAUCGAAAGUUCGAUUGUCAUGGAGCAAUUGGCGGCGCUGCUUUCAAAGAUAACUGUACCAUUGCAGGUACUGGUCAAGAAAGAACAAGGGAAAGUCGAGCAAGCGCUGGGUCAAGUGACCAAUGAGGGAGUUCCUGCCACACCUAGCGCCGUAACGGCGUCAGCUAUCGAUGCAACUGGUCUGUCGAUAUCAAACUCCGCCGGUACAUCUACCACAGUCGAUGUAUCUAUGGCUGCAACUGCGGAAGCCUCUACGACUGGUAUGGCUUCUACAACUACCCAGGCAGAAAGUAACAAGCCCGAAGAGUCUUUGCAUGAGACCUUGAAGAAGCCGAAAGCUCUGACGGCACCUGAAGUGCCGGACUACAAUCUUCGUCUCGUAGUUAACAUUUUGGCUGCUCGAGAAUGCAGCAGCAAAACGUUUCGCGACACCUUGUCGGUGAUUAGCUACUUGUCUGCAAUUCCAGGCGCAAAAGAGGUCUUCGGUCAAGAGUUGAUAAGUCAGUCUCAAGACCUUGGCCAGUCGAUUCUCAAUGAUCUUGCAGAGCUUGUUAUACAGAUAUCGACGGCCCGUACCGGGACUGAUGUGCAAGGUUUGGCGCUCGCCAACUUCUCCCCUGCGAGUUCUGACCAGGCAAAACUGCUUCGUGUAUUGACUGCUCUCGACUACUUGUUUGAUCCCAAACGUGCAGAUGCGCAAGAUAAACAUUCAGCCAAAUCAAGUGCAGGUCUCUCAAUUGCACAAAAAGAAGACAUAUUAACCAGACUCUACGAGAAUCCGACCUUCGCUUCACUCUGGGGCAAACUAAGCGAGUGCCUUGCGGCCAUCCGCCAGCGUGAGAACAUGUUCAACGUAGCUACGAUCCUGCUACCUCUUAUAGAGAUACUAAUGAUAGUUUGCAAAAAUACGUCUUUGAAGGAUUCUCAUGCUGCGAAGAGCCACCAGAAAGAGUUCACGCUGUCUAGUCCGCCACCGGAGAGCCGCAUGGAGAAUCUUUUCUUCGCUUUCACGGAGGAUCAUCGCAAGAUCCUCAACGAUUUGGUUCGUCACAAUCCGAAACUCAUGAGCGGCUCCUUCUCCCUACUGGUAAGGAACUCGAAGGUUCUCGAGUUCGACAACAAACGCAACUACUUCAGCCGACGCCUCCACAGCCGUACUGAGACCCGCCAACCCCACCAGCCUCUACAACUGUCUGUUCGACGUGAUCAAGUGUUCCUUGACUCAUUCAGGUCGUUAUACUUCAAGUCGGCUGAUGAGAUGAAGUAUGGAAAAUUGAACAUUAGGUUUCAUGGAGAGGAGGGUGUUGAUGCUGGUGGUGUGACACGCGAAUGGUUUCAAGUCCUCGCGAGACAAAUGUUUGAUGCAAACUACGCACUAUUUGUCCCUGUUGCAUCUGAUCGCACUACCUUCCAUCCAAACCGCUUGAGUAGCGUCAACUCGGAGCACCUCACUUUCUUUAAAUUCAUCGGUCGUAUCAUCGGCAAAGCCCUCUAUGAGGGCCGCGUGCUCGACUGCCACUUCAGUAGAGCUGUGUACAAGCGUAUCCUUGGCAAGCCUGUCAGCAUCAAAGAUAUGGAAAGCCUCGACGUAGAAUACUACAAGUCACUCCUCUGGAUGUUGGAGAACGACAUCACUGACAUCAUAACCGAAACAUUCUCCACCGAGACGGACGACUUUGGCGAUGCUCAAACGAUUGAUUUGAUUGAGAAUGGGCGCAAUAUCUCUGUGACAGAAGAAAACAAGCACGAAUACGUACGCCUCGUGGUGGAGUACAAACUCACCGGGUCUGUUCAGGAGCAAUUGGAAAGCUUUCUUAAAGGAUUCCAUGACAUCAUUCCAGCCGAGCUCAUAUCAAUAUUCAACGAACAGGAACUUGAAUUGCUUAUAUCUGGUUUGCCCGAUAUCGACGUCGAUGACUGGAAAAACAAUACCGAUUACCACAGCUACACGGCGGCAGCUCCUCAAGUACAGUGGUUUUGGCGAGCAGUACGAUCCUUUGACAAAGAGGAGCGUGCGAAGCUAUUGCAGUUUGUCACGGGAACCAGCAAAGUUCCGUUGAACGGGUUCAAGGAGCUCGAAGGAAUGAACGGAUUCAACAAGUUCAACAUCCACCGGGACCCAGGCAACAAAGACAGGCUGCCCAGCUCCCACACUUGUUUCAAUCAACUCGAUCUACCAGAAUAUAUCAGCUACGAGAAACUUCGCGAACAGCUUUACACAGCCAUGACAGCCGGAAGCGAAUACUUUGGCUUCGCAUAGACACACAAGCAGCGCUCACAGGGCACCAUCAACAUGCAGCAUUCCAUGGCGCUUCAGGUUGUGAGAGGUAUAUGAGUGACAACGACGGACAGUGUUACAAUGGUGGGAUUUCUUCUCUGCGUUGGCUUGAAGUAGCGGCACUUAGCAUGUUGUACUUGUAAUGAGGAAGGAAGUUUAAGGACAGACGGAAGGCAAGCUAGCCGGCAGCGUGGGCAGCAACGAAGCGAAGUGCAGGUCGUUUACUAGAUGCUCACACAAGGCGAUUGGUUUGCAUGGUCGUCUGCCCAUACACACACAUAUACAACAAGGCUGUAUAUAAACAUAGUACAAUGCAGUAUGCCAAGCCAAGCAACAGUUCACCGUACUGU
This is a messenger RNA of Pseudovirgaria hyperparasitica, 12517 nucleotides long. RefSeq lists its product as uncharacterized. Gene Ontology annotation, biological process: proteasome-mediated ubiquitin-dependent protein catabolic process; positive regulation of protein catabolic process; protein polyubiquitination. The transcript is spliced from 3 exons. The record is from RefSeq and is a predicted model, not a curated record. Gene Ontology annotation, molecular function: ubiquitin-protein transferase activity. Bases 189 to 12149 code for a protein of 3986 amino acids. Lineage: Eukaryota; Fungi; Ascomycota; Dothideomycetes; Acrospermales; Acrospermaceae.